Molecule: messenger RNA, 1759 nt
Organism: Cynoglossus semilaevis (tongue sole)
Lineage: Eukaryota; Metazoa; Chordata; Actinopteri; Pleuronectiformes; Cynoglossidae
Product: CLN6 transmembrane ER protein
Exons: 7
Coding region: 442-1356 (304 amino acids)
Biological process (GO): lysosome organization
Cellular component (GO): endoplasmic reticulum; membrane
Source: RefSeq, a predicted model, not a curated record
UUUGUUUACUAUAUGAUGCUGUUGAAUUAUUGUAAAUCAUUAUGGCUAAUUCCCUGGUUUUGUUAAACGAGUUCUAUCCACCGAUGAGUGCAGUAAGUAUAACUUUUUUCAGCAAAUGUCAAGAAUUAUGAAGAACCCAAGAGAACAUACAAAGGAAAUGUAUUUGGCUAUGUGGACACAGCUUCUUAAGACAUUAAAAUAUCACGUGGGCCAUUAUUCAUGUCACUGUGCGUUUACCUUGCUACACUCUGAUUGGUAGAUCAGUAAAGAGGCGGAGAUUCAGAGGCAGGAAGCAGGAAAUACACUCUGACAGAAAGAAGUUUAAAUGAAAUGAGAGGAAGACAAAACAAAUACUUAUCAAUCUACCAGAACUUGACUUAUUGGCACUAGUUGUUAUACAAAGGGCAAGAAGUCUUCUGAUUACUAGACACGGAACCGGAAAUGCAGUCUGUACGGAAACGCCUUAAUACCGAUUCAGGCGCGAUAAAACAAAACAGCAACCCCAGUGGUUUAAAGGAACAUGUGCCACAGAAGAAAAGACAGCACUUCCACUUGGACCUGUGGUUCUGUCUGACUCUGCAAAACUGGAUACUGGACUUUGGAAGGCCUAUUGUAAUGAUCCUGCUUCCUCUGGAAUGGUUUCCCCUGAACAAGCCCAGUGCUGGAGACUAUUUCCACAUGGCCUACAAUGUCAUAACACCAUUCCUCAUGCUUAAGCUAAUUGAACGCAGUCGGAGUGCAUUCCCCCGGUCUGUGGUCUACCUCUGCAUUAUCACCUUUGUCAUGGGCGCCAGCAUCCACCUUGUGGGGGACUCCAUAAACCAUCGACUCAUUCUUAGUGGUUACCAGCUUCACCUGUCGGUCAGAGAGAACCCUAUCAUCAAAGACCUCAAACCAGCUUCUCUGAUUGACUCUUUUGAGCUGCUGUAUUAUUAUGAUGAAAAACUGGGACAUUUGAUGUGGUAUAUUCCUUUCUUUUUCAUACUGUUCAUCUACUUUACCGGCUGCUUCACAGAGGCUGAACAACGGAAACAAAUUCCCACAUCUGGCUGGCUGCUGCUGGGACCCAGUGCUCUCUACUAUUGGUACUUGGUGACUGAAGGACAAAUCACCGAACUUUUCCUCCUUACAUUCCUUGCCAUGGUUGCCAUGGUGAUUUAUCAACACUGCAAAGGGCUCAGCCCAGACAGUAAUGGACAGUUUCUGUUCUGCAGCUUUAUUGCUACUGCGUUUCUGGUGGCUGUGUGGGUGGUCUAUCUGUGGAACGACCCUGUGCUACGCAACAAGUACCCUGGAAUCUUAUAUGUUCCAGAACCCUGGUCCUUCUACACCUUACAUGUCAAAGACAAACUCUAGCUCUGUGCUGUUGUCCAGGUCUGCAUCAGUUUGACUUGUGAGAAAAGAUACGGCGCCCACGCCAACCUGUUAUUCAGUUCAGUCUGAAUGGGAGGCUGGAGACCAUCCCACCUGGAUGGAGAGACCAGACACUCGUCACAUGGAGAUUUGAUUUGAUAAAUAAAAAAGGUUUAUGAGCAUGACUUUGGACAUGUUCAGUCAAUUCUGCAGUUUGUGCUGAAGAUUUUUAACAUUGUGAUGAUCUGAGAUUGUGAUACAAGUCCUGCUGUGAACAAAUGCUUCACUUCACACCUUUUUUAGGACAAAACUAUAAAGAAGACCUGCUCAUUAACCAACUCCACAAAUCAAGAAAUAUCUAAUAGCAAUGCAAAAGUGUUGAAUAAAUACAUUUGUACAAUUCCUG